Scheffersomyces coipomensis is the source of this 1707-nucleotide messenger RNA. RefSeq lists its product as uncharacterized. The record is from RefSeq and is a predicted model, not a curated record. The transcript has 7 exons. Bases 1 to 1707 code for a protein of 568 amino acids. NCBI's taxonomy places the organism in Eukaryota, Fungi, Ascomycota, Pichiomycetes, Serinales, Debaryomycetaceae.
AUGUCUACUACUGUUCACUGUGAUUGUUGUCAUUGUGUUAAAGCAAAUAAAAGUCCUGUUGUUGAAUCUUCAAAUGGAAAUGCAAGUGCUUCUUAUGAACUAGAUGAAAUGAACCAAGCCAUCUCGGAUGAAAGUUUGAUUCAAUUUGGUAAACGAAUUCACAAUAUAAGUAUAGCUAUCCAAAACUUAAAAGAAAAACUUCAAAAAGAUUAUUCUGAUGAAAUAAAGAAAGAGUUCAAUUGUCGCGAUUGUGGAUUAAGCUUUGGUGCUAUUUUAAUAUUAACAGGUGCCUUUCUAACAAUCUUUACACCUAAUUUUCUAGGUGCAACAUUAUUCAAUUCUAUGAAAAGCCAACAAUCAAGUGCUAUGCCAUUUAGAAAUUCGACAUCUCAAGAGAUUGAAAUGGCUCAAUUACCCAAUUCUAAUUCAUACAGUUCUACAAACUCCAAUAAAAUUAAGAAGAAUUCAACAAAUAAAACCAAUUCAAAACAUACUGCAACUAAAUCAAAUCUAAAGGCUGAAUUAAACCAUCUUGAUGCAACAAUUGCAAGUAUUAAGAAUCAAUUUGAAGAAUAUCACAAGACUGAUUGUGAGAAUAAUUCAAAUCCUACUGUUGAAUCUUCUGAUGAAGUCAUUUCAUUGAGUAAUGAACUGGACAAUUUAAAACUUUAUUUUCAGAUCAGAUCUACUAUUCCUCAAUGUGAUUGCUGUUACUGUAUUACAAGUAAUACAAGUCCUACAAAACGAACCAUCUCAAGUGAAGACUUGAUUGAAUUCGGUAGAAGAAUUCAUAUGAUGAGUGUUGAAAUUAGAAACUUAAAAAUAAAGCUCAACCAAGAUUAUACUGAAAAUAUAAAGAGAAAAUUUAAUUGUAAAGAUUGUAACGAUGAUACAAAAAUGAAAGCUAUAAAAGUUCAAGUUGAGGAAUCUUUCAAAGUCGAUUGUGAAAGUUUAAGAAGUCAAGAUCGUGACUGGACUUGUGCAGGUACUAAAGGACUUGUUGCAGAGGGACAAGUGUUGAAUCCGAAUGAAUCAUUAAUUAUAACUCCAUCCAUAGAUUCAAGUUUCACUUUAACUCCAUCGAUAAGUUCUAGUACAUUUGAUAAGAAUAAACACAGCGAAAGAAUUAAUUCUAUGGAGGCUGAUCUCGAUAUUAUUAAAACAAAAAUAGUAAUCCAAAUAUUAAGAAUAAACAAUACAAUUAUGAAUGGUCAUCAACCAUAUAGUGCACAACUGAAAAGUUUGGCUUCUCAAGAGAUUGAAAUGGCUUAUUUACCCAUUUCUAGUUCAAGCAUAUCUAUAGACUCCAAUCGAACUAAGAAUUCGCAGGAAUUAUAUUCAAGAAACCCAAAUUCUUCAUAUACGACCAGUUUUUCAACUGAAUCAGAUCUAAUUAUCCAACUUCAACUUCUUGAUGCAACAAUUGAUAAUAUUAAGAACUCUAUCAAUACCAUUUCUGAUUUACAUCUUCUGGAUAAUUGCUACUCAACAGAAUCACAUCUUAUUAAUCAACUUCAAUGUCUUGAUAAUACCUUAACAAAACUUAAAGAAGAAUCUCAAAAAUAUGGUCUGAAUGAUGAUGAUAAUAAUUCUUGUGCUAAACAUUAUGGUGUCGACUUUAAAAUCAUUAGAAUAGCAUUCUUUAUAGAAGUUGUAUUCUUUCUUGGAUUUUCAGUAUACAGUGCAGUGAACAAAGAUUCAGAAUAG